AUGCUACGAAGAAAGCCGUUUUUAUGCCCUACAGUACGAAUAUUUCAUCUGUUUGAAGCUGGCUGGACUGUGAGCCAAACGCACAGGUACUUUACAUGCUUACGAUCAGCAGAACGAGAGAGUGAGGACGACAUUGCAGAUUGGGUCAAAGGUAGUCUAUAUGAGCCAAUUCCAUCGCAGCAUUUUCAAGUGCCAGGUAGUAAUCAUGGUGGUUUUGCUUCAAAGAUUUUGCACCCGCCUCUGAAAGUUGUGUCUGAAGAGUCCUAUCUCAAAGAAUGGCACGCGAGAUUUGUUGAGGCCGAUCUCAGGACUGUGAGCCUUGUGCUUGAGGGUAUCCGAAAUAAGACCAUGCUUUUCAGUUUGCCUCACCUGAUGACUCUUCUGCGAUCACUGCACUCGAUCAGAAGAUAUUAUGAGAUUCACGAAAUAUACUGUGUCCUUGAGGACUGCGCUUCAUUUAUCAAAGACGAAGACACUUAUCCAAACAUCAGGCAGGAAUUCCUAAAAAUAGUUCUAAAUGCUGAAGAUAUCCUGGGUAACUAUAAGCUAUGCGAAAGUGUUUUCUCAGAGUAUAUUAAAUUACCAACGCUUGAGCGCUAUAGCAUUUCCAUAGGACUGAAAUCGUUUCUGCGGAAUGACAAUCUGCAGCUUGCCAAACAGUUCUUUAUCCAAAUAUUAGAAAAUCCGGAGACUUUUCCAAUCACAAAGACAGAGUUUAAAAUGUUCUGUCGUGAACUGAGCAAUUUACAAGAUCUGGACUCGAUGAUGUUCAUUUUCAAACUUUGGGUGAAGAAAAGAUGUAUGCGAGAUGGAAGUAUAACUUGCUGCGAUCUGGACUAUGAAACCCUUUCUCUUUUUCAUCGAUUAUUCAUACAAUCUGGCGAUAGAAAAGGCCUCGAGGAGUUCUUGGAGCAUGAAGUUGUCAAGAAGACUGGCUAUCAGGCAGAUGUUGUUUUUCAAAUCACAGAAUUCUGUCAGAGUCUACAUCAAAUAAAGAGGGAGAGCUCCUCUGUAGAAGACGCCACGACAAAGAAAAUUGAUAAAUUUCUUACAAUCCUCGAGGGAAGGCCCAUUGAUCGCCGGCACUUUUGUCUUUCCGUGCUUGAUGCAUUAGUUAUGGGGGACGAUUUCAGCAGUAUAAGACAUGUUAUCGAGAAAGUUCAGCAGGACAAAGAGAUACACCUGGAUGGAUCUUUUCAUCUGACUAUUGCUAAAUUCUUCGUUAGACAUGGCAUGCUUAAUCAAAUGGUUCAAUAUUAUUCUGACAUAGUGUUAAAUCGAGCCGCUGGACGGAUACGCUUGAAGAUCAGUCACGUUGAACAGUUAUGGGAUUGUGCGCUACAGGCUUAUCCGACGCUUACAAGAGAAAUAACCAAUGAGUUGAAGGUUAUACUGACCAAAAAGCAGUACAUCAGGGCGUUCCCGCAACUUCAUCAAGUGCUUAAACAGACUUCGAAGGUAAGAAAACGAAAAGUCAUGGGCGGCGAAGAGCAUUUUAAAUCAGGCUUACCUCAAGUUGACUACGAGAGGCUUAGGAGGUUUGAAAGCUUUAUCGCCAGCCAUGAUAUUGCUAGCGCGACUGACACCGCAUUAGAAAGUUUGAAGCGAGGUACAAAGCCUCACUUUGACUUCUAUCUCUGUGCAAUACGAGAAUGUCUUUCUUCUUCUCUCCCGAACCUUGCCAAAACUUUGAGCGAUAUGCUUUCGAAGCGUUACAAAGUACCCCUGAAGUUGAACAUACUUUGGCUUAGAUACGACAUUGCGUCAAAGUAUCAAUCGACCAUAUCGCAAUCUGAAAUGCUGUCAUUUCGAAAGGUCCCUCUGCUGGAGGCUCAGCUGGCAGAGUUUGUGCGGUUGCACCGAGAAUCCCUGAAUUUCCAGAACUACCUACAACUUUCACAGAUUAGCAUUCUAAUUCGCGAUUACAACCACGCAGACAUAUUGAUCUCAGAGGCAGCCAAUCUUAUCGACAAACGAAGCAGGCAGCAGUGGCUCAUGUACUAUAUGACAGCAUUGAAGAUUGCAGCUCGUCUUUAUAGAGCUGACGAUUUCCUGGCAUUAUUAAGAGCAUGGAACCAAAACGGCGAUGCAAAGCUUGUCACUCGCGGUUGUAUCAGGCAGGUUAAGGCGUACCGGAAGCUGUUCGAGAAAAGAGCUGAUCGCCUAGCUGCCGUUCACAAUGCAUCUCUCGCAGACAUCUCGAAAGAGAUUGAGCUGCUAGUCGAAAAGCACGUCUUUUUCAAAUUUGAAGGGCUGAACGAAAGUCGUAAGUUAUACACCCUUCUGCAAAGAUGGUUAAGUCAAGAGAUUAAAGAGCUCUUGAGGAUUGAACGCAAGAGAAGGAAAACCUUAACCUCUACUGCAUAUUCUGAUAAAGCAUAG
Torulaspora globosa is the source of this 2382-nucleotide messenger RNA. It is a transcript of the gene PET111, whose product is annotated as Pet111p. The record is from RefSeq and is a predicted model, not a curated record. Bases 1 to 2382 code for a protein of 793 amino acids. The transcript has a single exon. Lineage: Eukaryota; Fungi; Ascomycota; Saccharomycetes; Saccharomycetales; Saccharomycetaceae.